AUGAGGAAGGACGGCCGCGCCAAGUCGCAAUCACUCCGCCCGUACCUCCAGUGCGUGCGCUCGUCGCUCACAGCCGCCCUCUCCCUCUCCAACUUUGCGUCCCAGGCCUCGGAACGCCACAAUGUCCCCGAGAUCGAGGCUGCGAGCUCGCCCGAAGUCAUCCUGAACCCGCUUACCGUGUCGAGGAACGCCGAGGAACGCGUGUACAUCGAGCCCAGUAUCAACAGUGUGCGCAUAAGCAUCAAGAUCAAGCAGGCAGAUGAGAUUGAACACAUCCUGGUCCACAAGUUCACACGGUUCCUGACCCAAAGAGCCGAGUCCUUCUACAUCAUGCGGAGGAAGCCAGUCAAGGGCUACGACAUCUCGUUCCUCAUCACCAACUUCCACACCGAGGAGAUGCUGAAGCACAAGCUGGUCGACUUCAUCAUCCAGUUCAUGGAGGAGGUAGACAAGGAGAUCUCAGAAAUGAAGCUCUUCCUGAACGCAAGAGCACGUUUCGUGGCCGAGUCCUUCCUUACACCAGUACGUUAA
Alternaria postmessia is the source of this 531-nucleotide messenger RNA. RefSeq names its product Actin- protein 2/3 complex subunit 4 (gene ARPC4). The transcript has 3 exons. Gene Ontology annotation, biological process: Arp2/3 complex-mediated actin nucleation; actin filament polymerization. Gene Ontology annotation, molecular function: actin filament binding. Gene Ontology annotation, cellular component: actin cytoskeleton; Arp2/3 protein complex. The record is from RefSeq and is a predicted model, not a curated record. The coding region runs from base 1 to 531 and encodes 176 amino acids. NCBI's taxonomy places the organism in Eukaryota, Fungi, Ascomycota, Dothideomycetes, Pleosporales, Pleosporaceae.